AUGGUUGAGCGUGAAACAAAAGAUAGUUGGACAUGGUUUCUUCGCCUCUUAGAUGAAGACAUUGGUAUUGGCAAUGAUCCACAUAGUUGGGCAUUUAUGUCAGAUAAGCAAAAAGGUUUGAUUCCUGCACUUGAAUCAUUGUUUCCUGAUGUUGAACAUAGAUUUUGUGUGAGACAUUUAGAGAGCAAUAUGAAACGUGAUGGAUUCAAGAGUGUAGCGGUUAAGAUGGCCUUUUGGGCUGCGGCAAAGGCAACAAGAAUUGAAGAGUUUCAAGUGCACAUGGCUGAGUUAAAAGACAUUGAUGCAAAAGCAUAUGGAUGGUUGGUGAACAAACCUGAAAAUUUCAAAAAAAAUAGAGAGAGGGCUGAGAAAUGGAAAGGUCGAAUCUGUUCAAAGAUCAGAGAUGUGCUAGAAAAGAUCUAUGUGGAGGCUAUUAGGUAUUCCCCCAUGAAAUCAGAUGAAAUGCACUACCAGAUAACGAGGUCAAAUGAUAGACGUGAUCAACAUUCGGUUGAUCUGUUGAGCAGGUCUUGUAGUUGUAGGAAAUAUGAUUUGACAGGCAUUCCUUGCAAGCACGUUGUAUGCGCCAUUUGGUGCAAAAAAGAUGAUCCAGAGGAAUAUGUCCAUCCUUAUUACUUGGUAGAAACAUAUAAAAGAUGUUAUGCAGCACGAAUAAUGCCUAUCAAUGGACCAGACUUGUGGCCUCAAUGUGAUUUGACGCCCCCACUACCCCCAGUAUACAAAGAAAAAGUUGGAAGACGUGCAAAAUUGCGAAGAAGGGAACCAGAUGAACACCCCCUUCUGAAAAUAAGUUGA
Messenger RNA from Zingiber officinale, 816 nucleotides. RefSeq lists its product as uncharacterized. Bases 1 to 816 code for a protein of 271 amino acids. Gene Ontology annotation, molecular function: zinc ion binding. Lineage: Eukaryota; Viridiplantae; Streptophyta; Magnoliopsida; Zingiberales; Zingiberaceae. The record is from RefSeq and is a predicted model, not a curated record. The transcript is spliced from 2 exons.